AAUUAUGAAUAGAUUAACAAGAAACGAUUUCAAAGCUCAUUCAAGAAUGGACAAAGUUUGUUCAUCAAAAAGGACAAAGUCGAUAUGUGGCACACAUAGACGACAAGAUUCGCAAAGAAAAUUGUCAAAUCGCAGAAAAGCGGAUGAUAAGACCUCACAGAAGAAAAGGCGAAGUAAGAGCGCUUUACCACCACAAGGUCAGAGGAGGUCGAUGCCACAAAGACAAAGUCAAGUUGGACAGCGCAAAAGACGCACAGUAGGACAUAAUAGUUCUAGAGCUGAAAUAAGAAACCAGGCUGCUUAUGGGACGAUCGUCAAGCAGACGACAUCCAGUGCCAACCCACGAAACAGCAGACACCAGACAGCCAAAUUAUGA
This is a messenger RNA of Ruditapes philippinarum (Manila clam), 376 nucleotides long. RefSeq lists its product as uncharacterized. Lineage: Eukaryota; Metazoa; Mollusca; Bivalvia; Venerida; Veneridae. The record is from RefSeq and is a predicted model, not a curated record. The transcript is spliced from 3 exons. Bases 5 to 376 code for a protein of 123 amino acids.